CAGCGGGUUCCAGCCUCUUUGCUGCACAGACUACAGCGGUGAUGGCGGGCAGGCAGUUUGGCUGGAGCCGGGUGGCUCUUCUCCAGCUCUUUCUUGGUGUGAACCUGAUGGUGAUGCCACCUACCCAGGCCCGGCGUCUGCGUUUCGUUACCUUGCUGUACCGACAUGGAGACCGUUCGCCAGUGAAGACAUACCCCAAGGACCCCUAUCAGGAAGACGAAUGGCCCCAGGGAUUUGGUCAGCUAACCAAGGAGGGGAUGCUACAGCACUGGGAGCUGGGCCAGGCUCUGCGACAGCGCUACCAUGACUUCCUCAACACCUCUUACCACCGGCAAGAGGUUUAUGUGCGAAGCACAGACUUUGACCGGACUCUCAUGAGUGCUGAGGCCAACCUGGCUGGACUCUUCCCUCCUGAUGGGAUGCAGCGCUUUAACCCAAACAUCUCUUGGCAGCCUAUCCCCGUCCACACUGUGCCCAUUGCCGAGGACAGGCUGCUCAAGUUCCCAUUGGGCCCGUGUCCCCGUUUUGAACAGCUGCAGAACGAGACCCGACGGACACCGGAGUAUCAGAAUGAGAGUAUUCAGAAUGCACAAUUUCUGGAUAUGGUGGCCAACGAGACAGGGCUUACGGACCUGACACUGGAGACCGUCUGGAAUGUCUACGACACACUCUUCUGUGAGCAGACACACGGGCUGGUCCUGCCGCCCUGGGCCUCGCCCCAAACCAUGCAGCGUCUGAGCCGGCUAAAGGACUUCAGCUUCCGCUUCCUCUUCGGGAUCUACGAGCAGGCAGAGAAGGCCCGGCUGCAGGGGGGAGUCCUGCUGGCUCAGAUACGGAAGAACCUGACCCUGAUGGCAACCACCUCCCAGCUCCCUAAGCUGCUGGUCUACUCUGCGCACGACACCACCCUGGUUGCUCUGCAAAUGGCGUUGGAUGUCUACAAUGGUGAACAAGCCCCCUACGCGUCCUGCCACAUAUUUGAACUGUACCAGGAAGAUACCGGGAAUCUCUCCGUGGAAAUGUACUUUCGGAAUGAGAGUAACAAGGCCCCCUGGCCACUGACCCUGCCUGGCUGCCCUCACCGCUGCCCGCUACAGGACUUCCUUCGCCUCACGGAGCCUGUUGUGCCCAAGGACUGGCAGCAGGAGUGCCGGCUGGCGAGCAGUCCUGCAGACACAGAGGUGACCGUGGCCUUGGCUGUAUGUGGCUCCAUCCUCUUCCUCCUCGUAGUGCUGCUCCUCACCGUCCUCUUCCGGACGCAGGCCCAGCCUCCUGGCUACCGCCACGUUCCAGACGGGGAGGAUCACGCCUGACAACCACUCAGCCCCCUUCCCUCUGCCUCCUAGGGGAGGUGGGCUGGGCCUUGCUCCUGACUGUUGCUGCUCCCCAGCCCAUGGACAGGAGACCCUGGGUUGGGCCUCCCUCUGAUCACCCCAACCUAGAUGAACAAGUGGGGCUCAGCUUGGCCCGUGGCACCUGUCACUCAGCAUUCACGUGCCUGAUGUUAACCAAGUACUGUGUUGGAUGCUGGCUUUCUCCAAACAGGAUUUGCCUCCUCCGUGCUCCCUUCUAAGGACCUGAAAUGUAGAUGAGUAUUCAAGUUUCACUCAGGACCUAGGAUAAAAAGACUGAAGGAGUUGCUGCUUGAUCUGCUUUGCCUCUCCAUCGAGCCCUGCUCACUCUCUCUUCCAACCCAGAGUCUUUGGCAAAUGGCCCAGAGGACACAGUCCUGCCUCUCAGUGCUUAUUUUAGUGGGAAAAACUGCACAACACUGGGGGUACAAACACUGGCCACCAAGGAACCAGAUCACCCGAGAGCCAGCCAGCAAAGUUUUCCUUUGUCCAGCUGAAGCCACCAUUAACUGGAGUCGGACACAGUGCUUCCAGCAUCUUUGUCACCCCUGCACCUUGAGCAGGUCGGAAGGAUGUGUGUACUUGGGAGGGAGUCGGGGGAGGUGGGGGGGGGUGAGCUGUGGUACAGAAUCGUGAAACUACUAUCCCUCUCAUCUAGGCUGGGAUCUCCUGGGAUCUGCCAGGGAUCUCCAGCUGGCAGGCUGUGAGCUGAACAGCUCCUGACUGUGGCCCAGAAUGGGGCUGAGACAGCUUCCAGAGAAUGAAGGUUUUGGACUCUCAGUG
Balaenoptera musculus (blue whale) is the source of this 2135-nucleotide messenger RNA. It is a transcript of the gene ACP2, whose product is annotated as acid phosphatase 2, lysosomal. Gene Ontology annotation, biological process: lysosome organization; dephosphorylation. Bases 42 to 1313 code for a protein of 423 amino acids. The record is from RefSeq and is a predicted model, not a curated record. Gene Ontology annotation, molecular function: acid phosphatase activity. Gene Ontology annotation, cellular component: lysosome. Lineage: Eukaryota; Metazoa; Chordata; Mammalia; Artiodactyla; Balaenopteridae. The transcript is spliced from 11 exons.